Oppiella nova is the source of this 560-nucleotide messenger RNA. The record is from the annotation of a GenBank genome assembly. NCBI's taxonomy places the organism in Eukaryota, Metazoa, Arthropoda, Arachnida, Sarcoptiformes, Oppiidae.
UUCACUCAGAGAUCGAUUCUGUGGUCGGAAGAGAUCGGAGUCCCUGUUAUGCCGACAGACUUCAUAUGCCGUUCACUCAGGCGUUCAUUAACGAAGUGAUGAGAUAUAAGACUACUAUUCCCGUAAAUCUGAUGAGAAGGACAACAGAGGAUACAUCAGUUUUGGGUCAUUUCAUACCAAAAGACACNCGUAAAUCUGAUGAGAAGGAUACAUCAGUUUUGGGUCAUUUCAUACCAAAAGACACUAAAGUUUUAGCCAAUAUAUGGGCCGUUCAUAACGACCCCAAAGUAUGGCAUAAACCGCAAGACUUUAAUUCCAAACGAUUCCUUACAAGUGAUGGCAAAGAAGUGAUUAAAAUCGAUGCUUUCAUACCAUUCUCUUACGGUAAACGCAAUUGUGUUGGCGAGACAUUGGCACGAGUGGAGGUAUUCCUGUAUUUAGUAUCACUUCUACAAAGGUAUACAAUAAGUGCAGCAAAUGAUGAGGUGUUGACUCUGGAGGAGAGGUUUGGCCUAUCAUUACCACCAAAACACAAACCAAUUCUUAUAUUUAAUAAGCGG